GAAGACUAGAAAAGAUGGCGGACCUCGGGAAAGCCUGUCCCGAGUCGUCGCCCUGUGGCGUCAGCUGUCCGCGGAGGGGACCGUGGUGCCGGGGGAGGCUCCUCGUCCUCCUCCUCUGCCUGCUCAUGGUGGACUCCGGCGGGGCCACGACGCACUGGGUGGUCACGGAGGACGGGAAGAUCCAACAGCAGGUUGACUCGCCUUUGAAUCUGAAGCAUCCACACGACGUGGUGAUCUUCAUGAGGCAGGAGACUCGGGUGAACUACCUCAAGAAGCUGGAGAAGCAGCUUGUGGCACAGAAAAUUCACAUUGAGGAGAAUGAGGACAGAGACACAGGGCUGGAGCAGAGACACUACAAAGAAGAUGCUGACUGCGUCAUGGCUAAGGUUCCCCUGGGAGACCUGGACCUGUACGAUGGAACUUAUAUCUCAUUGGAGAGCAAAGACAUCAGUCCUGAAGACUAUGUGGAGCCGCGGACAGCUCUGCCUCCAGAUCUAGAAAAGCCUGACUGCGCAAAAGUCUUUGAACUACCUUAUAGUAUCCAUGCUUUCCAGCAUCUCAGGGGUGUUCAGGAAAGAGCAAACUUGACCUCCCCACUUCUUUCGAAGGAGGACCCCAUUUUUAUUGCACUGUCUCAUAUGAUGGGCCGCAGUGUGGAUGAGGUGGGCCACCGCAUCCACCAAGGUUUAAUGAGGAAUUCCUCCUCCUGGGUUUUAUACAACAUGGCGUCAUUUUACUGGCGUAUGAGGAACGAGCCUCAGAGAGCUGUGGACUGUGUGGUGCGUGCUCUGCAUUUCUCCCCCAGGCAGCACAAGGAUGUAGCCUUGGUCAACAUGGCCAACAUCCUGCACCGUGCCCAUUUCUCAGCAGAUGCUGCUAUUCUCGCCCAUGCUGCCCUCGAUCUCACAUCAGACCUCUUCACCAGCCACUACACCCUGGGCAACAUUUAUGCUAUGCUCGGGGAAUACAACCACUCAGUGCUGUGUUACGAGCAGGCACUGCAGGCCCACCCGGGCUUCGAGCAGGCCCUGAGAAGGAAGCAUGCUGUGCUCUGUCAGCAGAAGCUGGAGCAGCGACUGGAAGCCCAGCACAGGUCCCUGCAGCGAACGCUGAAUGAGCUGAAGGAGUACCAGAAGCAGCACGACCACUACCUUCGCCAGCAGGAGGCACUGGACAAACACAAGCUGCUGCAGGAAGAGCAGAUCCUGCGCAACAUUAUCCACGAGACCCAGAUGGCCAAGGAAGCCCAACUUGGGAACCACCAGAUGUGUCAGCUGGGUCAGCAGCAGCGCAGCCUCUACUGCCCCUUUGACCUGCCUGUGCGCUAUCACCGGGGGGAUCUGUUUGAAAACGUCCACUAUGUCCAGUUUGGAGAGGAGGUGUCUGUGGCGUCCAGCGUCGCCCUCGUGUCCGAGAGGAACUCAAACCAGACAGCAGCCAGUCCGCAGCUUCAUCCCUCUGUCUCUGGAGACCAAGAUCCUGCCGCUGCCCUGUGGGGCAGCCGUCAGGAUUACACACAGGACAUUCAGAGGAUGCUGUGGCCUCAGAGGACUGACUGUAAUCAUGAGUACCCAAGUGUCCCCCCCGCUCACCUGCUCCCGACCUUUUUCCUUCCACCUGAAACUCAAGGCCUCAGCCCAGUGGCAUCACUUCUCUAUGGAAAGAGCAGUCCUCCUCAGACUGUAGCUCUGCCGGACUGUGGUCCCAUCCCUCAACCAUAUCCCGCCCUCCUGCCAGCCUCACUAGACUGGCCGCUCGAAGAGAAGGAGCUGCCAGAUCCCUUUGCCUCCCAGAUACUGCAGCUACGCAGUGGAGGAUGGACACUGGAGCAGAUUGGCUCCAGAGUUGCUGAAGUAAUGAAGCAGGCCACUAUACCCCGCUGGCUGGUCCACAAUGAGGCAGCUCUUUUCUGGCGGGCCAAAGGCAAUGGCAGCCGUGCCCUCCAGUGCCUGCGCCAAGUGUUGAGCUCAGCUCCGCCUUCCCACCGCCACUUGCCCCUCACCAACGCUGCUAACCUGCUGCUACACCACGGCUUGACCACCCACGCACAAACACUACUGGAGCAAGCAUUGGCACUUAAUCAAUCAGAGCCUCACACUCUGCUCAGCCUGGUGAGCGUGCACUUGGCCCAGGGCAACGUGACAGGUGCUCUGGCCUUGUUCCGCCACACUCUGGUGACGGCCCUGUCCUCCUCCUCUUCCUUCUCAUCCUUAGCCGGCUGUGAGCAGUGUCGCUCCAGCCUGCCUCUGCUGCGCUGUCUGCAGUUUUACCCCUUCCUUUACAAUCUCUCACACCGGCAGUCCUGCCCACAGGGCGCUGCCUGCUUGGCUGAGGAGGAACUUGGGAUCCAGCUGGAGGAAUGGGAGGAAGAGAAGCAGGACGCUCCGGCCAUUGCUGCAAUGGAGGACUCCUUACUCUUUGAGAAGGUCAUCCUGGACAGUAAUGGCUCCGGUGAAACAGCUGGACAGCUCCGGACUUCUCCUUCUGUCUCCGGAGCGAAUAAAAUGGCCGCCCCGUUCGGAGGCGGCGCGGUGGAAGGCGAGGAGGAGUGGCAGCUGAAGGAGGACCUGAUCGGAGCGUUUGAGGGAGCGCUGGAUGUCGGAGGCAAACGAGGGGACCUGCGAGGUAUCCGGGUGCUAAAGAAUGACCGAGUCAUGGGUACCCGCGCCGGGGGGGGGCCCUGCUUUGGGAACUGUGAAGACGACGAGGGAGCAGAGUGGAUCACCUUCCAGGUGAAGCGGGUCAGGAAGGCGAAGGUCGAUGGGACCGAGGGUGUUUCCGGCUCUGACGACAGCCAGAACCUGGAGUCUCUGCCUGGAGGACACUCUGUCCUGGAGAUCAGCGGGCCAACUAUACCAUCGCCCGGCCCUUCAGGUCGAUGGAGGGACUACACAAGUCUUGGCUGGCCGGGACCGGAGGAGUGCCAGCGGACACGCAGGGUAGACCUCACCACUGUAGCUAGCACCUGGUUGGCUGUUUCUGCCAAGAACAUCGACAUCACCGAACACAUAGACUUCGCCACUCCGCUCCAGGAGCCGGCAGCUGAACCUUUAUGCAACGCCAACCUCGCCGCCAGCAUGCACACCCUGGACCACCUGGCAGGCGUGGCCAAUCGCGCCGCCAUACACUACACCGGGGAGAGUCAACUGCGUGAGGUCCUGCAGAACCUCGGCAAAGAUAAGUUCCCCCCCCAGUCCUUUGAGCAGGUGGGAACACGUAUCGCUAAAGUGCUGGAGAAGAACCAGACAUCCUGGGUUUUAUCCAGCAUGGCUGCUCUGUACUGGAGGGUCAAAGGUCAAGGCAAGAGGGCUAUCGACUGUCUACGUCAGGCUCUGAACUACGCCCCCCAUCACAUGAAGGAUGUGCCCCUCAUCAGCUUGGCCAACAUCUUCCAGAACGCCCGGCUGUGGGACGACGCCCUGACGGUCGCCCGCAUGGCCGUAGAGAUCGCUCCGCACUUCGUGGUGAACCACUUCACCCUCGCCAACGUCUAUAUAGCGAUGGAGGAGUUUGAGAAAGCCAUGCGCUGGUACGAAUCCACUCUGAAGCUGCAGCCGGAGUUCGCCCCGGCCAAAGAUCGACUCAGAACCAUCCAGUGUUACCUGCUCACCAAGAGGGAACGGCGCCAGCCCUAAACCACGAUUCCAGUCCGAAACCAGUACCCCUGAUACCAGUACCCCUGAUACCAGUACCCCUGAUACCAGUACCCCUGAUACCAGCACCCCUGAUACCAGUGCCCCUGAUACCAGUACCCCUGAUACCAGUACCCCUGAUACCAGUACCUGUGCUCAUACACUACCAGAUACAGAACAAACAUACAGACACACACACACACACACACACACACACUUAUCUGAAGACCACUGAUAAUUUACACUAAUAAAAGUGUAAGAAACAAAUGUGGUUAAAGAUGAGGUUUCAAUAUUCAUCCUGACAUGUAUAUCUUCUUCUCUUUGAGAUCUGUCCUCAGAAAGAAGUAGGUCUGAAAUGUCACAGAGAAACUGUAGAUAAUUUUACCCCUGAACAUAUUUCAAAUAGUUCUUGUUCUCGAGUCAAGUUAAGACUCAAACUCCUUCAAGGAUCCAGAUUUACAGUUAAUUCUGCUUUAAUUUGAGCUCAAUCGGUUCUAAUUUGAAGAAUAAAUCUCACUGUCGUCUUCAAGAAGACAUUUUAGCAUCUGAAACAAAGGGAAAUAUAGUUUUUUUUUGUUCUCAAGGAGCAAACGCACUACAUCCUGGACAUGUCAUUUUAAUUUGAUGUUUAAAUUGGGAUUAUUUUUUUUAUGGAAAAUGAUAAACCGUAUUCGCUUCAAUGUUUUGCUGAGAUGGUUAGGAAUGUGCUCCUCAGCUCGGAGGUUAAAUGAGACGAAUUGAAUAACCCCUCGUUACUUCUGCCUCAUAACAUGGACGGGAAUUCUCUUUUUUUUUGCACUUUUUUUCUAUAUCAUUCCUAUUUAUAUGGGACCUACAAACAGAUUUUUUGCUCCAAGCUAAUUUAAAUACAGAAGAAAGAAGAAAAUGAAAUAUGCUAUUACAUGUGCUUCUUAACUUAUGGAAAUCGUCCGGCAGGAAAAGGAUUUGCCAUUGAGCAGCUGUUUAAAAAAAAACCUAAAGUGGAAUCUGUAUUAAAUGUACAGUAUUAAAGGCAACGUGUGGAUUUCAUCA
Messenger RNA from Limanda limanda (common dab), 4664 nucleotides. RefSeq names its product tetratricopeptide repeat domain 17 (gene ttc17). The record is from RefSeq and is a predicted model, not a curated record. Bases 15 to 3635 code for a protein of 1206 amino acids. The transcript is spliced from 25 exons. Gene Ontology annotation, biological process: cilium organization; actin filament polymerization. Gene Ontology annotation, molecular function: protein binding. Gene Ontology annotation, cellular component: cytoplasm; actin cytoskeleton. Lineage: Eukaryota; Metazoa; Chordata; Actinopteri; Pleuronectiformes; Pleuronectidae.